AUGCUGCAGCAUGCAGUGCCAAGAUUGUCCAUAUCACGACAAAUGGUAGCCAGAUCAUGGCGCUCUUUGCGCGUGCCAUAUAAUCGAGGUAUGUCACACAGGCCAUCUGAGCCUUUGCCUGAAGACACUACACCUGCUAUGUGGCAACGUGUUGCGCAGCUUAUCGCUGGCACAGUUGCUACGGGCUCGUUUGCUUAUUUUGUUCUAUUGGGCGAUUUUGGCGAAGGUGAUCACUGCUUUGUGCCCAUUCGACAAGCUCUGAAUGUGGACGCACCCGCGUGGCGCGCCAAGUUAUGGCCUCGCAGCAACGAACAACGUACAUCUUCUUGA
Malassezia restricta is the source of this 330-nucleotide messenger RNA. RefSeq lists its product as uncharacterized. The record is from RefSeq and is a predicted model, not a curated record. The transcript has a single exon. Lineage: Eukaryota; Fungi; Basidiomycota; Malasseziomycetes; Malasseziales; Malasseziaceae. Bases 1 to 330 code for a protein of 109 amino acids.